Messenger RNA from Knipowitschia caucasica, 1998 nucleotides. NCBI's taxonomy places the organism in Eukaryota, Metazoa, Chordata, Actinopteri, Gobiiformes, Gobiidae. The record is from the annotation of a GenBank genome assembly.
AUGGGGGGGGGGGGGGGGGGGGGAUCAAAAUACACUGCACCUCCUCCUCCUCCUCCACACACUCUGUCCACAACGAUACACUGCUCUCGCUCCUCCCCUCCCUCCUCCACACACACGACCACAACACACACUGGCUCCUCCUCCCCUCCUCCACUCCACUCGACCACCACACACACUGCUCCUCCUCCUCCUCGUCCUCCACACACUCUGACCACAACACUCACUGAUCCUCCUCCGCCAUCACACUCUGUCCACAACACACACAGCUCGCCUCCUCCUCCUCCUCCUCACACACUGUCCACAACACAUCAUACUGCUCCUCCUCGCUCCUCCUCCAAACACCUGUCCACAACAAUACACUGCUCCCCUCCGCCUACUCUGCGGCUGUGUUCUGGAGACGCUCUGCUUUUGGGCACAAGGUCAGGGAGAGCGAGGACUAAGGCGUGUCCCAGAGACUAUACCCUCCACUGCCUCCCUGUGUUCGCGUCCCUCCACUGCCUCCCUGUGUUCGCGUCCCUCCACUCCCUCCCUGUGUUCGCGUCCCUCCACUCCCUCCCUGUGUUCGCGUCCCUCCACUCCCUCCCUGUGUUCGCGUCCCUCCACUGCCUCCCUGUGUUCGCGUCCCUCCACUGCCUCCCUGUGUUCGCGUCCCUCCACUCCCUCCCUGUGUUCGCGUCCCUCCACUGCCUCCCUGUGUUCACGUCCCUCCACUGCCUCCCUGUGUUCGCGUCCCUCCACUGCCUCCGUGUGUUCGCGUCCCUCCACUGCCUCCCUGUGUUCGCGUCCCUCCACUGCCUCCCUGUGUUCGCGUCCCUCCACUGCCUCCCUGUGUUCGCGUCCCUCCACUGCCUCCCUGUGUUCGCGUCCCUCCACUGCCUUCGUGUGUUUGCGUCCCUCCACUACCUCCCUGUGUUCGCGUCCCUCCACUGCCUCCCUGUGUUCGCGUCCCUCCACUGCCUCUCUGUGUUCGCGUCCCUCCACUGCCUCCGUUGUGUUCGCGUCCCUCCACUGCCUCUCUGUGUUCGCGUCCCUCCACUGCCUCCGUGUGUUCGCGUCCCUCCACUGCCUCUCUGUGUUCGCGUCCCUCCACUGCCUCCGUGUGUUCGCGUCCCUCCACUGCCUCUCUGUGUUCGCGUCCCUCCACUGCCUCCGUGUGUUCGCGUCCCUCCACUGCCUCUCUGUGUUCGCGUCCCUCCACUGCCUCCGUGUGUUCGCGUCCCUCCACUGCCUCUCUGUGUUCGCGUCCCUCCACUGCCUCCGUGUGUUCGCGUCCCUCCACUGCCUCUCUGUGUUCGCGUCCCUCCACUGCCUCCGUGUGUUCGCGUCCCUCCACUGCCUUCGUGUGUUCGCGUCCCUCCACUGCCUUCGUGUGUUCGCGUCCCUCCACUGCCUCCCUGUGUUUGCGUCCCUCCACUGCCUCUCUGUGUUCGCGUCCCUCCACUGCCUCCCUGUGUUUGCGUCCCUCCACUGCCUCUCUGUGUUCGCGUCCCUCCACUGCCUCCGUGUGUUCGCGUCCCUCCACUGCCUUCGUGUGUUCGCGUCCCUCCACUGCCUCCCUGUGUUUGCGUCCCUCCACUGCCUCUCUGUGUUCGUGUCCCUCCACUGCCUCCCUGUGUUCGCGUCCCUCCACUGCCUCGCUGUGUUCGCGUCCCUCCACUGCCUCCCUGUGUUCGCGUCCCUCCACUGCCUCUCUCGUGUGAGGUGGGCUUCUACAAACCAGCUGCAGGAGACGGUCUGUGUGGGAAGUGUCCUCAGCACAGUCACUCAGAGACCAGAGCCGCUGUGUCCUGUCCCUGUGACUCCAACUACUACAGAGCUGCAGACGACUCCCCCGCGGCGCCCUGCUCACGUAAGGACCCCCACACAACUACACCCAAACUACACCUAAACCACACACAAACUUCACCUAAACUACACCCAAACUACACCUCAACUACACCCAAACUACACCUCAACUACACCCAAACUAAACUUAAACUGCACCCCAACUACACUUAA